Molecule: messenger RNA, 717 nt
Organism: Diaporthe citri
Lineage: Eukaryota; Fungi; Ascomycota; Sordariomycetes; Diaporthales; Diaporthaceae
Exons: 2
Coding region: 1-717 (238 amino acids)
Source: RefSeq, a predicted model, not a curated record
AUGGACUCAGAGACUGCCAAGCAGUCCUUCCGCCUCCUAGAGCUUCCCCCGGAGAUCCGAGAUAUGGUCUAUGUGCACGUACUCUUUGCGUCCGCACACACCACCGAUAUCUCCCAGCGCAAAGCGAGUCUCGAUAUCGAUGUCGGCACUCCAAUCCAUACCAACAUCCUUCUCACCAGUCGCCACGUAUUCCAGGAAGCACGGAACGUCAUCAUUGGGGCACAGCUGGUCCAAGUUAUCACAUGUGGUGGUAAACACCAAGACCUUCGCACAGGAGCCGCCAUGGAAGACCGGAUUCCAACGUUCCACACAAGAUAUAGGCAUUUCUGUCUUUUGAAGCACAUCAUGGACGAAAAUUAUCUGUCAGAAUCAUGGCAGGGCCAUGACGACAUCAGCUACAUCAUACGAAAGGAUGAUCUCAGUCGGUUCUGUCGUGGGCUUUUCGUAUUGGAUCCAGUCCGCUGCGAUACACCAACCCUGGACCCCAAUAUCAGUCACUGCUUGGUUAUGGUGGAUCCCGAGGCCAGGCUGCGGGCUGGCCCAGCGCAUGUAUCCAUGACCGUUCCCAGCCACAAGUACUUGUUCCAAAUAUACCAGAAGGUGCUUCGCGGCUGUGAGGAUUUUUGGAUUUCCGCGCAUUCAUCCGUGGAGCCCGAUCGUGAUUUCAUGAACGACAUGGCCGAGAAAAUCAGGUCCGGCAACAUCUUGAGGUCCUAG